This is a messenger RNA of Closterium sp. NIES-67, 1415 nucleotides long. Lineage: Eukaryota; Viridiplantae; Streptophyta; Zygnematophyceae; Desmidiales; Closteriaceae. The record is from the annotation of a GenBank genome assembly.
AUUCGAGUCGAGCCCACCAACCGACGCCUUUCAACACUUGGAUUAUGUGUGCGUGUAACGAAUCUAGUACAGUCCGCUCGGCCCGCUGGGCUGUCGUCAUGGACGGACAGAAGCGUCCGCGAAGCAGCCUUAGCUAAUUUCCAGAAGCUCCCGAGAUUCGAACGUUCCACUCCGUUUGUGUUUGAUCCUAGGUAAUUCGUCUCGGCCCCGCGCGUAGUUAGCGUAUUUACACAGCCAUGGCGACUGUGAUUUGCAUUCAAGCAUCUAAGCCAUUUGAUCGAACAAUCUCUCUCAGCCUCUCCUCCAAUCCCGUAACGUCCGGCACCCAUCACCGCUAUCACCGAACUCACCGCUAUCCCCGCUGAAAUGGCUCCAGUGAAGGUCUACGGCUUGAACAUGUCGACGUGCACCAAGAGGGUGCUGACCACUCUCGAGGAGAAGGCAGUCACGGAGUACGAGGUGGUUCCGGUGGACCUCGGGAAAGGCGAGCACAAGUCGGAAGAGUUCAAGAAGAAGCAGCCAUUCGGAGUUAUUCCCUACCUAGAUGACGGGGAAGUUCAAGUCUUCGAGUCGCGUGCCAUCGCUCGUUACAUUGCCGACAAGAACUCUAGCCAAGGCACCGACCUCCUUGGUUCCACGCUCAAGGAGCGUGCGCUAGUGAACCAGUGGCUGGAGGUGGAGGCUCAGAACUACAACCCGCCCAUCUCAGCGCUGAUCGCAGAGAAGGUGUUCAAGCCCAUGUUCGGCGGGGGCGAGCCGGAUGAGGCCAAGGCAGCUGAGCUCAAGGCGAAGCUCUCUGUGGUGCUGGACGUGUACGAGGCCCACCUGACCAGCAGCGAGUACCUGGCGGGGUCUGCUUUCUCCUUGGCGGAUCUGUCCCACCUGCCGUACACGGCCAUGCUGUGGGCGUCAGGGGAUUCGGACCUCAUCACCUCCCGACCCAAUGUCAACAAGUGGUGGGAGAGAAUCUCCUCCCGCCCCUCCUGGAAGAAGAUCUCCGCCCUGCAGUGACAGGGCGUAGCAAGACUCUCAGACCUGCAGUGAGAGCCCUGUAGUGUAAGGGUGUAGCCUAGUUUUGCAAAGAGGGGGCCAAUUUCAUCUAUGUACGCCCUGGUAUAUGCUGAUAUUUCGCAAAAACCAUCUGGUUUCAACCUCCGGACCGGAGUUACUCAGGUACGUGGUUGUUGGAAAUACGGAAGAGGGAAUAGUGCUAGCGGAAAAAAGGGUUGGAUCAUGGAAGUAAGGGCGAAGUUGCCUGAGCUGAGGGACUGCUGGAAGGCUGUGGGUGUGUAGAGGUGGAAAGCAGGGUUCCUGCUAACUUUUAGGGCAGUCUGAGAAUCAGACGGGGUACGAACGUUUUGUCUGACCAUCAUAUGAGUUGUUUGGCUUGGUCUAAAAUUUCAGACGAAGUAUAC